This is a messenger RNA of Trypanosoma rangeli, 318 nucleotides long. RefSeq lists its product as uncharacterized. NCBI's taxonomy places the organism in Eukaryota, Euglenozoa, Kinetoplastea, Trypanosomatida, Trypanosomatidae. The transcript has a single exon. The record is from RefSeq and is a predicted model, not a curated record. Bases 1 to 318 code for a protein of 105 amino acids.
AUGCUGAGGCGCAUCUCCGACUGGGGCGCGCCCGUGUUGGCUCGCCAGACGGUAGCUGCAUGUGUGGGAUUAUUCACGUCGCUUCGGGGUGUUCGUGACACCCGCUACGACAGCUGCAGUGAGGAGCUGACCAGCCGUUACUUCGACAUGCAGGACAUCCCGGCGGAUCGCCUCACACAUCACUACUGGGACAACAUGGACACACCGUAUGACGACACGUUUCUGCUCGACGAAUUCCCCUUCGCGGAGGGUGGCGUGGACACUGACGAACACAUUCUUCAGCCGGAUCGUCGGCUGCUUUCGAAGGAGUACCUUUAG